This is a messenger RNA of Thermochaetoides thermophila DSM 1495, 510 nucleotides long. RefSeq lists its product as uncharacterized. The transcript is spliced from 2 exons. Bases 1 to 510 code for a protein of 169 amino acids. The record is from RefSeq and is a predicted model, not a curated record. Lineage: Eukaryota; Fungi; Ascomycota; Sordariomycetes; Sordariales; Chaetomiaceae.
AUGACUGACAGUGCCAGCGACAGUGUCGACGAUAAUGAGCACGGACUCGCCAAAAGCCCCGUCAUCAAACUCUGCGCCCAAGAUUCCAAACCGUCAAGGCCCGAUCUCGAUCCCAAGACCGCGUCUGCUGACACCGCGACCGUCACGGCUACGAUCUCCGUAACUCCUGCUUCCACUGCAACCAUCCAGUGCCCCCAGGUCAACGGCACACUUUACACGGAUAGCCGCGGAGGAAAGAGAUUCAGGCGGGUGUGCGGAAUCGACUACAGCGGCGAAGGAGAGGCUGUCGACAUUGGCAACGUCAAGGUGGGCAGUUUAGACGCCUAUAUCGACGCCUGUGCGUCGACAGCAGAUUGCACUGGCGCUGGCUGGGGCAUCAUCGACGGCGAUACGGGGCCACUCCAUACGUGCUGGAUGAAGACGAACCUGACCAAACAUCACGAGGCGCGGCCAGACUGGGGCUUUGCCGUGCUGCUGGCGAACAAUGGAACAACCGUUGGGGAAAAUUGA